AGAAAAGAAAAAAAAAGUGAUAAUAAUAAUAAAAUAAAAAUUUGGAAAAUAUAUCAAUGCAUAUCAGUUAGUUAUCGGAUUUUAAAGUUAGAAACAACAGUUAUAUUAGUAUUAGUACUUUCAUUACUACUACUACUACUACUACUACUACUACCACUACUACUACCACUACUAUCAUUACUACUACCACUACUACCUGUAACUACUUAUUACUUACUAAUAGUAAGUAAAAAUAACAGUAACAAUUACUACAAUAGUAAAACUGACAGCAAAAUUACUGCACGCCAUAUCAUCAUCAUUUUGUCAUACUACUCUUGCGCUUUUAUAUAG
This is a messenger RNA of Loa loa (African eye worm), 330 nucleotides long. RefSeq lists its product as hypothetical. NCBI's taxonomy places the organism in Eukaryota, Metazoa, Nematoda, Chromadorea, Rhabditida, Onchocercidae. The annotation marks the transcript as partial. The transcript has 2 exons. The record is from RefSeq and is a predicted model, not a curated record.